Armigeres subalbatus is the source of this 1335-nucleotide messenger RNA. RefSeq names its product serine protease grass-like. Lineage: Eukaryota; Metazoa; Arthropoda; Insecta; Diptera; Culicidae. The record is from RefSeq and is a predicted model, not a curated record. Gene Ontology annotation, molecular function: serine-type endopeptidase activity. The coding region runs from base 83 to 1258 and encodes 391 amino acids. Gene Ontology annotation, biological process: proteolysis. The transcript has 4 exons.
UCGACUGCAUCGUACAUAAUUGUGCCGAUCCGUGUGUAGCGAUCCGAUUACGUGUUAUUCGACUAAUUUCGAGCAAGAGGCGAUGAAGCCUUCUACUUAUUCACUCUCGGUGAUUGGAUUAUGUUGGGCAUUACUCGCCUGGCUUAGUGGAGUGCAAGGCCAAGAUGCUCCGUGUACAACACCUCUUCAAAAAUCUGGCUAUUGCGUUCCAAUACAACGAUGUCGAAACAUUUACACACUGUUGAGUAAUCCUAUUCCUCCAUCGAAAGGACAUGCUAAUUACAUAAGGAAGGCAGCUUGCGUACUUCCCGAUGUUACGCGUAGCAUUUGCUGCGAACCACAAGAAGUGGUCGUUCAAUCCCCUUCACCGACUGCUACAACAGCAAGGACAUGUCCUAAUCGAUCAACUACUUCCAAGCUAAACUUACUACCGCAAGAAUGUGGGAAAGCCGCUGAAGAUAGAUUGUCAAGAGCAAAUGUUACUAAGGUAUUUUCGUACCCUUGGAUGGCGGUCAUUCGGUAUGAGGUGAAAGGAAAAAUCGCCGACCGAUGUGGUGGAUCCUUGAUUAACGAACGAUAUGUUCUAACAGCAGCGCAUUGCAUCCGGACUAGAAGGGAGAAAUUACAUAGCGUGGUACUGGGGGAACAUACUAAGGAUCAAGAAAUAGAUUGCAACGUUUUCCACGAUGAACGUGGAAAUGAAAUCGAUAGAGAUUGCGCCAAUCCAUCUGAAUCGUUUGGGGUUGAGUCGUACGCUGUACACGAGGAAUACAAUCGUCCAAGAUUCAGUAAUGACAUCGGACUGAUUCGCCUGAAUAGAGAUGUCACUUUUGCAGAUCACAUGCGACCACUUUGCUUACCAGUUACGGCAAAGCUUCGAAGGAACGUCUUCGAUAGAUACAUUGUAACUGGUUGGGGAAUGACGGAACAUGGAGCACCUUCGAAUGUGCUCCUACAAGCUACUGUGCCUCUCGUAGAUAACAAAGAGUGUCAACAGAAACUGAAUCAGAACCGACUAAACAUCAAGUUGAGCAGCAAACAUAUGUGCGCAGGCGGUGAAGAUUACGUUGACUCUUGCAGCGGGGAUUCGGGUGGACCAAUGGGAACUUUCGUCGACCAUCGGGGGGUCCGUUUCGUGCAGUACGGAAUCGUUGCCGCCGGUGUCAGCUCUUGUGGCCAAUUGAACGUACCUGGAGUGUACUGCCGGGUUGCUGAUUACAUGGACUGGAUAUUGGAUAAAAUUGAACCAAGCUGCUGAGCAUGAUUUGUAUAUUUCAACUUACAUAUAGGUACUGUCAAGGUUAGAUAAAGUCAGAAUAUAUAGCAUUAAAUGUC